AUGGCACAAUCAGAUGAGGAGUACGUGAUACUGCUGGCUCGGAAGUAUAAGAACACAGACUUCCACGCUUGGAAAUCGAUGCUGAAGACAGCGCUUGAAGCCUACCACUUUGAGAAGCAGCAGCGAAAUGCCAAAGAUGCAGCAGCAUAUCUAGAAAAGCUCUUCAAUGAUUUCAACAGUGAAUCAGCUCUAUGGACUGAACUGAAUGGGAUGAUAGAUGCAUUGCAAGAGAGGGAGGAAGAGAAUUCUGGAAAGGUGGAGCCACAUGAAGGGAACAUUGAAGAGGGGCAAGCGUCUUUCCUCCGUGAAAUUUUUCAGAGUCUACCUGAAGAAAUUCAAGAGCAGAUUAUUACUGUGUCAGCAAGCAAGACUCAAGAACCAAUGCAGCACUGUCAGAUGAAGUUGGUGCUCAUCCAGAAGUUUCCAAAUGCCAUUGGAAGGCAUGCAUGUGCACUGAUAGAUGAACUGACUACCUCAGAGAAGAAGCAAUAUGCUGGAACAGUCCUCAAUAUAUACAGAAAAAUCACAGUUUGUGAUGUUUUACCCCUUGUGGCAAAAUCACCUCACUUUGCACUGCCCAAGAGUGAAUCUAUGAAGCUUUUGAGGCAUGCCAUUGAAUUUUACGUUGUCUACAUGAGUUCUCCUCAGCCUCUCAUCCUUGGAGCAGGCAAAGAUUGUAGCAUUGGAGAACCUUUGAAAGAACUUGUCAACAUCUUUGAGGCAAUGGGAAAGGUCUGCAAGAAAGAUCUAAGGAAAAUAUCUGGCAGGAACAAGGAGGAUCUUUGGGUUCUACUGAAAACUCAAAGGGAGAAGCAGUCUGGCAAAGGAGGCUCCAUUGAGCUAGCCUACUGUUUAUUAAUGCUACUUAUCAUCUGUCUUCUAGAGUACAACCAAGUCAUUGAGUCAUCUCCAGAUGGACGCCUGGUGCUGGUGGAAGCCUUUCCCAAGGGGACUGGAUCUGAGAAGAAGAAAGGGAAAAAAUUGGACAUGAGUUCUCCAUUCAUCUCAGUCAGGCAUUCAGACAAAGCUCAAGUCUCAGCACUCAAGCAGAGUUUCACAAUUGCUCUGCAAUGCUAUCAAACUCUGAUGAAUGAGCCACAUUUGGAGAGAGAAUACCAUCGGAUAUGGAGAGACAUUCAUGGAGAUUCAUGGCCGUUCUUCCAGUCCUUUAUCUCUGAUUACUACCUCCAUAUUGGGGAUUUUCAAGGGGCCACUUCACAUUUAGCCAGCUUGAAGUCCAAAAAGCAUUUUCACAUUGAUCUCCAACUUGCUUCUUGCUACUGUGCUCUUGGAGAUGUUCUGGAGGCAUAUAAGACACUGAUGGCCCUCUUGAAGGUACUCAUAGGUAUACCUUCCCAGCCUUACAGUCAUGAUCCUGACCUUGAGCAUGGAUUAAGCUCCCACGUUCGACAUGUCCGCUUUGUUCCAUGUAACAGGCCUGUGAUCUUACACUACACCUGCACCAUGCUCAUAUAUACCUUGAAAGAGCGAGCUCUUCAGACUGGAAUUGAAGAUGAUCUGUUAGUUGGGCAUUUGAUGGUCUUGCUGCAGUAUGAUUGGCCUGAACAUGAAGAGUACUUCACAAAGGCCUUGAGAAAAGUCCAAGGCCAACGUCAGUUCUCCUACCCACUUUUCCUCAAGUACAUAUAUGAACCUGACAUUCUUGCAGACUUUGAUCAUUUAGUGAAUGAUCCAGAUAGCCGUGUCCAAAUUGACUUCAACAUAGCUUCCAAUGUCAGGCAAGUUUUCAGUUACUUUUAA
This is a messenger RNA of Darwinula stevensoni, 1761 nucleotides long. Lineage: Eukaryota; Metazoa; Arthropoda; Ostracoda; Podocopida; Darwinulidae. The record is from the annotation of a GenBank genome assembly.